Messenger RNA from Ostrea edulis (European flat oyster), 3219 nucleotides. Its product is annotated as monocarboxylate transporter 12-like. The coding region runs from base 1312 to 2937 and encodes 541 amino acids. Gene Ontology annotation, molecular function: monocarboxylic acid transmembrane transporter activity. Lineage: Eukaryota; Metazoa; Mollusca; Bivalvia; Ostreida; Ostreidae. The transcript is spliced from 6 exons. The record is from RefSeq and is a predicted model, not a curated record. Gene Ontology annotation, biological process: transmembrane transport.
AUGAAUUUCUAAAUUUUGUAACAGCAAUUAAAUGUGCAUCCGUAUUUUCAAGCUAGUAACGAAGUACUUAGCUACUGGGCUGUAGAGACCCUCGGGGACUAACAGUCCACCAGCAGAGGCCUCAACCCAGGGGGUCAUAAUGUAAAACUUGUACGGUAUCAAUUUUGAUGUACCAGAUGCGCAUUUCGACAAAUAAUGUCUCUUCAGUGAUGGUCAACCGAAAUGUUUGAAAUCCGAAAUAACAAUGAAGUUUUAGAGCUAUUUUAGGGGGAAACAGUGUGCCAAAAAAGUGGAGUCAAAUUCUCUAAGGAUGAGCGCUUUUUUCAUCGGAAGAUUUUUAUGAUUUUUCCUAUAUAUUUAAUAUAUGUAACUAAGUACUUCGUUACUAGCUUGAAAAUACGGAUGUAUAUUUAAUUGCUGUUACAAAAUUUAGAAAUUCAUUUCAAAAUUAAGGGUUAUCUCCCUCACGCAUAGGGCUCAUCAUAACAAAAUGGAUCUACAUAUGGAAGAACGAUUUGUUGCAAUAUUGUUGUGUCUACUGAUUCACUCUUGUGCGAGUCCUUUUGAAGUUCAGCGGAGCUUUCCGAUUCAACAUGUGGGACUGUCUGAGCCUUCUUGAAAAAUUGAUUUAACUUUAACUUCGACAUGUUUGUCAACUAGUUUUAUCACCGAAAAUAACCGAGGGUAUACUAAAUGACAUGUGGCGCUCAUACUAAUAAGAUUUAAAAACAACCCAGAUAGAUCUCUCUCUCUCUCUCUCUCUCUCUCUCUCUCUCUCUCUCUCUCUCUUAUUUUAUUUAUUUAUUUUGGAAAAAAAUGUGGAUGCUUUGGCAUACAAAAAUACAUGGUAGCUACGCCACUGAAAAUUAUGUUACUGUGUAUGUAGUUAUGUAUUUGUAUCAGAAUUACGUCACGGAAUAUAGUUCCGGUUUUGGCAUUGUAACUACAUUACGUGUUAGCAUUCAUAGUACACAUAUCAUAAGUACAUAUGUACAUCACGAAAGACGAGAAAAGUACAUGAACUUGAUAAAUUGUUUUCCAUAGGUUUAGUAUCUGUUCUGAUAACCGCAAAUCCAAACGAUAACACCCAAAAAACAUAUUGGAGAUUAAAAAACUACGUUAUAUUAUAUCUGGCCCUGGUGACGUGUUUGGAUAGAGUAAACACUUCUAUCGCUACCUCAGUCAAAUAAUCUCCCUUGUCACAACACAGUCUGCUUUGCCUUGGAGUUGAUAAAACCCAUCAUUACCAUCACGGUAGGAUUUAUUUUAAUUGAUAAAACCCAUCAUUACCAUCACGAUAUAAGAUAAUUGAUGCCGUCCUUGGAGAAACGACCAAUCGACAGGGGAUGGGCCUGGGUCGUUUUGGCUGCAUCGACGUUGCAGUUCUUUGUAUUUGUCGGCUUCAUGAAAAGUUUUGGAAUAUUCUUCGUGGCUUAUUUGAAGAAAUAUGACGCAACUUCCUCUGAGGUUUCCAUGGUGAUCUCCAUUCAAACAAUCAGUAGCAGCAUUACUUCGAUGGUUGUUUUGGGGAUAGGAACCAGAUUUUUCACUGAGCGCGAAUUGGUUAUGUACGGCGCUUUUUUGUCGGCAGCAUCACAAAUUGGCAACGCAUUCGCUCCUAAUGUGGCAGUCCUGAUGGCAACACAAGGAUUCAUUUUUGGUAUGGGUGCUGCGAUGACACACCUUUCAAUGACGCUGAUUCUGACGAACUCUUUUGAGAAGAGGAGAGGUUUAGCCAACAGUGUAGCUAACAUCGGAGGUAGCGCAGGCGGAUUAAUUUGGCCCAUUUUAUUGAAAAUCUCUCUGGACUUUUAUGGACUAGCAGGAACUCUAUUAAUAGUUAGUGGCAUCAUGUUUCAAGUCAUUGUUUGUGGGGCAUUAUUGAGACCCUUGCCACCAGAAAAAGAUGAAGAUAAUGCUAUCACAUUGGUCAAAGACGAUGGUAAUAUUGGCUGUGCAACUGAUGAAGAAACCAAACAGACUGAUUCGUAUGAAAAAUUAAACCGCACGCAUACUCUUCCAAACUUCAAAACAUAUGGAUACCAGAUUCGUCCGGUAGCUGGAAGAAGAAGAACUCAGUCGGAAAACUUAACAGAAUGUACUAAAGUUUCAAACCUUACUCAAAGAACAGCCACCAGUGUGCAUGACUUACAAGAGGGUUUUGGAAAACUCAAGAUUUCAUCAUCUCUUCAGCCUAUGGGUUGGUUGCCCUCAACAGAGAGAGGGGAGGCAUACUCUCAAUGCCGGGCAAAAGAGAGAGGCCGAAAUUCGCACGAAAUUUUCAAUUUUUCUCUGUUUAAAAAUCCAUUAUUCUACAUUUUUACGCUGAGUUCUGUGCUGUAUGCGCCAACUACUGCUUUACCUAUCAGUUACAUACCUCCAUUUGCACGUGACUGCGAAAUAAGCGAUGAGAACGUAGCUCUAUUGGUUACCAUUUCCGCUGCGAGUGACGUUCUCGGUAGAAUUGGAUUGACUUUCAUUGCCGACAGCAAAACUCUGAAGAGACACCAAAUUUUAGCAAUAACCAUGUUAAUGAAUGGAUUGUCUUGUCUCUUUGUGCAAUUUUACACUAACUUCCCUACUUUGAUUAUAUUUUGUGUAAUUUAUGGUAUAUUUGGUCAAGUGUACUUUUCAUUAUAUCCGGUUAUAAUUGUGGAUUUCUUAGGAUUAGAGAACCUGCGUCAUGGUCUUACCACCGUCACUCUUACAAUGGGUUCCUCCAUUGCUCUGGCAACAGUGAUUAUAGGUAAGUUACGAGAUCACACCGGAUCCUAUCUGACUUCUUUCUACUAUAUGGGAGCUUCCGCUGUAAUGGCCACGGUUAUUAUAUUAAUGGAGCCUUUAGGGCGGAGAAUGAUGAACAAAAAGGAAAACGUUGAAAAUUCAGACAGUCCAGAAAAUCAAAAUAUGAUGGAAUUUACUGAGCAAAAAGAUUGAGCUGUCAAUGUCAUGUCUAGUCGUCAAAUUAACAAAAAACCACAUGUAUUUCUUUCAACAGUGUAUACAGUAUGUAAUUGUUUUGAAAUCUGAAUAUUGGUUAUUAUGAUAUGUGAUAUAUAUAUAUAUAUAUAUAUAUAUAUAUAUAUAUAUAUAUAUAUAUGUUAGUUAUUGCAUCGUGUGAUAUAUAGGUUAGUUAUAACAAUGUGUGAUAUAUAUAGUUUAGUUAUUACAAUGUGAUGUUUGUUAUAACAAUGUGUGAUAUAUAUAGGUUAGUUAUUA